AUGCAGCUGCCAUCCUUGGGGAUCUUUGUAAAGCACCAACACACACCCAUUGUCAAGGCCAAUAACCACACCCUCAGCUACAUGCUGCUCAUCUCACUCCUCCUCUGCUUCCUCUGCUCCUUCCUCUUCAUUGGCCGUCCCAACACAGCCACCUGCCUCCUAAGACAAGUCACAUUUGCCCUGGUGUUCACACUGGCUGUUUCUGCCGUGCUGGCCAAAACCAUCACUGUGGUUCUGGCCUUCAAGGCCAUGAAACCUGGAAGGACCAUGAGGCGAUUGCUGGUGUCAGGAGCCCCAAACGCUGUCAUUCCCAUCUGCUUCCUCAUCCAACUGACUCUCUGUGGCAUCUGGCUGGCAACAUCUCCUCCCUUUGUGGACACAGAUGCACACUCUGAGCAUGGACACAUCAUCCUCUUGUGCAACGAGGGCUCCAUCACUGCCUUCUACUGUGUGCUGGGCUUCCUGGGCUCGUUGGCCCUGGGCACCUUCACUGUGGCUUUCCUUGCCAGGAAGCUGCCUGACACGUUCAAUGAAGCCAAGUUCCUGACGUUCAGCAUGCUGGUGUUCUGCAGUGUGUGGGUGACCUUCCUGCCUGUGUACCAGAGCACCAAGGGGAAGGUCAUGGUGGCCGUGGAGGUCUUCUCCAUCUUGGCCUCCGGUGCUGGUCUCCUGGGCUGCAUCUUUGUCCCCAAAUGCUACAUCAUUCUCCUACUGCCUGAGAAGAGUUCUCUGAAAGCAUUCAGGAAUACUCGUGUUAGGAAUAUCUCCUAA
Messenger RNA from Ochotona princeps (American pika), 771 nucleotides. Its product is annotated as vomeronasal type-2 receptor 116-like. The record is from RefSeq and is a predicted model, not a curated record. Gene Ontology annotation, biological process: G protein-coupled receptor signaling pathway. Gene Ontology annotation, molecular function: G protein-coupled receptor activity. Gene Ontology annotation, cellular component: membrane. The transcript is spliced from 2 exons. Bases 1 to 771 code for a protein of 256 amino acids. NCBI's taxonomy places the organism in Eukaryota, Metazoa, Chordata, Mammalia, Lagomorpha, Ochotonidae.